AUGCACUGCGGUGACAUUCGACUGCCGACUGUGCCGAACAAACUAAUAAAGUAUUUAUUUACUUUUUUCAGCUCCCGCAACGGAUCCAUCCGCGUCCUUUCAUUUAAGGUUGCAAUACUUCUACUCCUGGAUGCUAGUCUUGAAGACAAAUAUCAAUACAUAUUCAGUCUGGUCGCUAACCGCGACAACGAACUGGAUGAAUCCAGACUGUGGCUCCUGAUAUACGAAUGCAUGCAACUGCCUCGUCAAUUAGGUGAGGGCAUAACCAGUAGCAGUCUGGAACCCACCGUCCGCUCCUGUUUUAAGAAGGUAACUGUUUCUUCCGCUUUACCUGUUUGCCUCGGCUGUUUUUAA
Dibothriocephalus latus is the source of this 354-nucleotide messenger RNA. The record is from the annotation of a GenBank genome assembly. NCBI's taxonomy places the organism in Eukaryota, Metazoa, Platyhelminthes, Cestoda, Diphyllobothriidea, Diphyllobothriidae.